Molecule: messenger RNA, 2664 nt
Organism: Porites lobata
Lineage: Eukaryota; Metazoa; Cnidaria; Anthozoa; Scleractinia; Poritidae
Source: the annotation of a GenBank genome assembly
AUGAGUAGUAGCUUUUACGUCGUGGUAGCCAGUGAUGCAAGCAUAGAUCAGUAUCCUGAGAACACACCUUCCAGUUUCAAAAUGCAACUCCCAAGUCAACUGCAUUUGAGUGAGGAUUGGGAAGUGGCCAUGACGCAUAUUAUUUACCCACAUACUUGGGAAAAUAUACACAGCAAUCAGGUGCCCUAUCUUUUACGUUACAAUGGUGAAAAGGAAUGGACCUUACCGAUAUAUUUACCCCGAGCCACAUACAGAACAGUCGAGGAUUUGAUCAGUGGUAUGGUGACAGGAUUAGAAAGUGCCUUUCCAGACAUUUAUAUCAAGAGUGGAAAGAAGAUCAAACGUCUUGGAGGCAAAGAAUGUUUCUACAUUCACGAGAAAGUCAAAUAUUACUAUGAAUUGUACUUACCCACAGGAUUUCAAGUGAUGUUACCCAAGAACCUGGCUCGAGCUUUAGGGUAUUUGAACCAUCGAGAUCUCGUACCAGCCCUUCAUCACACCAGUGGUCCUACAUCUGUUCAACUAAAUAAGAACCAGAGUAUGACCCUUACAGCUACCACCACCACGAUACGACGAAACAACGUAUUGGUAUGGGGAAUGCUAAGCAAGCAUUCGUUUCAAACCAUGUAUGUCUACUCUGACCUAAUAGAGUCCUUAGUGGUAGGAGAAGUACAAGCCAAUCUGCUGCGUAUGAUAUUACCUCGCGGUCAGCCGGGUGAAAUAGUAGCAGACGAAAUCAAACGCCCUACCUAUCAUCGAUUGCGAACAUCUAUUUUCUUCUCGGUGGAAAUGAAUAUAAGAAGCGACACAGGUCGACUGAUAUCAUUUGCGUCUGGUGCUGUCAGAAUAACAUUACACUUUCGACGAAGGACAAUUCUGUAAGAUGCUUCUACCAAUGAACCACCAAUUUUAUCCUUAUCAGCGCUAUGUGAUUCCUAUUGCGCAACGAGGUAAAGGAGAUAUUAGUAUCUAUGGAGGAACACACCCGUAUGGUCAAGGUGGAAAUGGAUUGGGAGGAAUGUUUCGUUCUCUCUCUCGAACAGCAACACCUCUUCUCAAGACUGCUGCAACGAAAGUGGGAAAACGGUUACUGUCCACUGGAUUAGACACAGGAGUGCAAAUUGCUCAAGAUGUUAUGAAUGGGCAAUCACUGAAGAGAGCAGCGAAAACGAGAGCAAAAGCUGCCGGAAAACAAUUUUUCACUGAGGCCUUUCGGGACAUGACGCAACAACAAGGGCGUGGAAAAGUAUAUAAAUGCAAACGAAAGGCGAAUUCUGACAGUACAAGACAAGUCAAGAAAGCGAGAACAUCGUCAGCAACGUUCAAGACUAUUUUUGACUGAGUAUGGCUUCAGCACAUCCCUUCUCUGCUCCAGGAGUUAACUCCAGUUUGCAGUUAUUCGAAGUGCCGGUCACCGAUGUUUCUAUUGUCAAAAGUAAAUGGGUGGGCUAUGAACCAAUUCAGAGUGGCACCAAUCCCAUAGAAUUUGUGAUCAAACCUCUGUCCGAUUACAUCGACAUUAACAAGACUGAACUUCGUCUGGUGGUGAAAAUUACAAAACGAAACGGAGGAGAGACAGGAGCUGGGAAGAAAUAUACGUUGAUCAACAACGCUUUUCAUUCUAUCAUAAAACAGUUCACUAUCAAGAUCAAUGAAACCCUUGUCACAGAACAAUCAGACACACAAGCCUACAAUGCUUAUAUCAAGACCUUCCUUAACUUUACUGAUCAGGCCAAGAAAUCUUACUUGACAAAAGUGUUGUACUACAAAGACACUGCUGGGCAUAUGGAUGAGGUGGAUAAUACAGCACAUCGAAAUUUGGGUCUAAAAAGGAGAGGUUCUUUUACCACUGGAGAUGCUGAAGUUGGAAUGGUUGGUGUACCCCUGUGUGAUGUAUUCAACCUUGACAAGUUACUGUUGGAUGGAUUGGAAAUCAAAAUCAAGAUAGAUCUUAACAGCAGUGAAUUUAGUCUGAUGGGUGGUGAAGAUGCCAACGAUUGCAAGUUACAAAUAGUGUUAAGCACGCUCCGUGUACGUACUGUUCAUGUGGCAGACAGCACUAAAUUGGAUCACGUAAACACCAUGACGGGUCAGAAGGCACUUCCUGCAAUCUAUACACUAACAGGAACCCCUACGCAUGCUAGGAUCAUUCCCAGAGGAGUAUUAAGUCACACAGAGACCGAUCUAUUCAAUGGUCUCAUCCCCCAAUGCAUCAUAUUUGGAAUGGUGCGAAACGAUGCUUACAAUGGAAACUUGGGGAGGAACCCAUUCAACUUCCAGCUGUUUGAUCUGAAUGCUGUUCGUCUAACAGUCAAUGGAGAAGAAAUGCCUUACUCAGGCAUCGACUUGAUAGGUAGCAAGAAAAUCGAUGGCUACAAUACACUUUUCUCAGGAAGUGGUGAUAUGAACUGUGGUCAUGGUAUAGACAUUGACAGGGAAGAAUGGGAGCAGGGUUAUGGUUUAUUUCGCUUGGACACAACACCAGAAGGAAGUGGCCAUCCGAAUCAUUUGAUUCCUAAUCGCAGCGGAAAUGUCAACUUGUAUUUAAAAUUUGGCACUGAGACCCCUGCAGUUCUCAAUUUAAUUGUGUACGCAGAAUUCCAGAAUCAGUUGGAAAUUGAUCGUAACAGACGUGUGGUGUACCAUCUGUCACAGGGUGCUUAA